AAUCAAUAGUCGCCGCCAUAUUUUUUCACUGAAUGAAGACCAACGCGCUUCGCACACCGAAUAAUGUUAAGUUAAAUAAGUUAUUUAAGAUAAGCUACUGUUGAAAGUGCGCCGAGUGACCAAGUGACCAGUAAGCAUCAAUAGAAACGAUUAGUCGCUAGCAAUAGUUCCUCGAAUCGUCAAUCUGCGGCAUCCUAACGCUGCUUCUUCUUCUUCCUCCGGCUUCAGCAGUCUUAAAAUCCGCGUCCGAGUGCGAAGAAUACCAGUGCAAGUGGUAGUGCGUGUGAUCUAGUGUACGAGAACAGCGAGAGAGGAGCAUGGAAGGAGGCUCAGUGUCCUCGCCAUCGAUGGGCGGUCCACGUGGAGGCGGUUUCCGUGGACGGGGCGGUGGAGCGCCUAUGCGCGGUGGCUUCGAUCGCGGACGUGGUCGUGGCGGUCGUGGACACUUUAUGGGUGGCAUGCGCGGAGGCGGCGGCAGCGGAAUGGGCGGAGGACCGCCCAUGCAGGGCAUGAUGUCGGGUCCUCCGAGGGGAAUGCGUGGAUCCCGUGGUGGAAUGGGCUAUCAGGGACGCGGCGGCGGUUAUCAGCCGCGUGGUGGCGCUCCCAUGGGCAUGCGGGGCGGUCGCCCACCUUUGUACUCGCAGCCUCCCAAACAACACACAGGUGCCGAGAACAACAAGACCGUAUCACCAGUGCCCACCUCGGCGAUCAGUGGAGAACAGCCAGCGGUUGAAGCAGCCGGUGAUGAGGUCACCGAUGGCCAGACAUCAGCGGUCGUCCCGUCUUCGGGCAACUCGCAUGGCGGCAGUUCCGCUCCUGGGGGCAGCAACGGAGGAGGACCUCCUCCAUAUCUGGGCCGUGGACGUGGACGUGGUGGUCCCUUCAGUGGACGUGGACGUGGUGGCGGCGGCUACAAUUCGCACAUGAACGGCAGUGGAGGCGGCAGCAUGUACGGUGGCUCCCACAGCCACCACGGCAAUUCCAUGGGCGGCGGUCCGGGCAGCGAGCACGGUUCGAUGCCCAGGCGCGGAGGUCCUCGGGGCAGGGGCGGCUACAAUCAAGCUCUCAAACGCGGCGCUCCCGGUGGUCCUGGUCCCAAACGCGGUCGCUACGAGGGCGGUCCAUAUGGCCAACGGCCCAUGACGCCCAAGUACCAUUCAACACAGCAGCAUAUGGGUGGUGGAGGAGGCGGCGGCAUGUCUUCGCAGUCCUCUUAUGGCUCGCCGCCAAGUCACCAUGCGCCACAACAAAGCUAUCAGACACACGAGCAGACCCAACAAGUGGACCCCUACGCGCAGAGCGGUUACAGCACCCAGACCACCCAGCAGGGAUACAAUGGCUAUGGCCAGAGCGGUAGCAGCAGCUAUGCGGCUCACACAUCGCAGACAAGUGCUCCGGCGAGCAGCAGCUACGGAGCCCACCACAGCACCGAAUACGAUCAGAGCCAGUAUCAGAACUACAACUCGACGGGCUAUGCCGCACCGCAGGAUACACGGUAUCAGUCGUACAGCCAGGACUACAGCCAACAGUAUGGCUCGACUGCAGUGGACUACAAUGCUACCGGACAAGCGGACUACAGCCAGCACGGAGCGCAAAGCACUGGCUACGAUGAGCGUGCCUACGCGGGUUAUGAUUCGCAGGCGUACUCGCAGAACUAUUCAAAUGCAGCCGCCUACUACUAAACAACCACUUCCCACUCCCACCCCUGACGGCACACUAGAGAACAGAACGCUGCGCGUGCUUCGAUAGGCCAAAAAACCAAAUAAGAAGGGACUAGGGCAGAGUAACAUGGAAGGGAAUAUAUGUUUAAUGCAACAAUUAACUUGCUAUACAUAACACGCAAACACACACAUACGCGGUCACUCAAAGCAUACAAUUUUAGUUUUAAGUAUAAAGUUCUCUUUUUCUUAGCAUUUAAGCAAACUAGUGUUUCGACGUCUUUCUACAUAAACCCCCACCCCAAAUUAACAUCCCCCUUUGUUUCCGUUUCGUCUCCCCAUGAGUACUGAACAGAUAUAUUGAAAUAAUCCGCCUUGCCUGUUGUUUAAUGUUCUCUAAAUAGACAAACGGAGCUAGACUGCACUGAGCUCCAGCCUAAGAAAAUUAAAUGUGCUCCUCCUUAGUUCCAUUUACAAUUACAAGUCAACUGUGACCAAAGUAUGCUACAAUCAUAUUUUUUAUAUGACGGAAAAAUGAGAGUACGUAACAUGAUCUUUUGAAUGAACUAAAUUUAAACAUUUUGUGAAUCAUGUAAAAUUGUAUACAAAUGAAUGCAAUGUAUAUUUUAGUUUUUAAGCUGAAAACCGCAAUCCACUCUCGACACAAUUAUUUUCUAUCCCACAUGCAUCUGAAAGCGUUUAUGAUUUUGCAAGAUUGUGUUUUUUUCUUUAUGAAUGACAAAAACGUGACAAAAGCGUGACUUAUUACUUUUUUGUUUUACAAAAACCUCUUAUAGUGACAAUUUAAGCAAAAAAAAAAGUUCGUAAUAAUGUAACUCCUUAAAUUUAAGCUGAAAAAAAAAACAAGUAACGAAAUACACAAAGUAUAUUAGAAAAAGAUGCAAAAACCAUAACCAUAAUCAAAGUCAAUAAAAUAAUGUUCAAAAAUGUGUUUAAUGCAUUAAACUUAUUUAAGCGUACAUAUUAUUAUUUAAAAUAUUUUGUUUAAAAGAAAUCAAUCAGUAAAACUGCAAAUUAUUAAGCAAAACAAUCAAUCAAAAGACGAAUAAUGAGUGAAAAAUGUGAAAAAAAAACGUAAGACUGAAUAUAUUCACGAACCGAAGCUGCACUGCAAGCAUACAAGUCAAGAAAAAUGAGAGACAAAUGAAUGAAAUAACAGAGUUUUAAGUAUUUACGAAACGAUUACAACAAAUACAUAGAACAAUUAAUCGCCAAGCGAUUAUCAAAGUGCCAAGUAUACCUGAUCAACAAAACUCAGGAUAAAAACUAAACGAAAAUGCAAUAUACCGAAUGCGUUAUGAAAAUUCAAGGACAUCAGUCAAUCAAAUUUUUAAGAUAGUGUCGCGAAAAUAUAUUAUCGAGAAUUUUUACCAUGAUUGAGCUUACACGUACCAUAACAAUUCAAUUAGAUAAAUAUCUAAAAUUACAAACUGAAAGCACUGAAAGUACAAAAUGAAAAUAUAAAAACAUAUUUUGGUAAGUUAAGGUUAAUGCCAAAAAACAUAUAUACAAAAAAUUUAGAAUAUGAUGACCUCAGCAUGCAAAAACUAUUACUGUAAUCUGCUGAUUAAAAGCAUUUCUUUAACAAUUCUACCUCCUUGAAAUAAUUAAGAAGUUAAAGUAAUUAAUUAUAUUAUAAAGUUAACGUUUUGAAAACCUUAAGGUUACUUGAAAAAAAAUUUAACAUAAAAGCUGUUGAGCUCUUCAUACGAGAAAAUACGGCACUUUUGCCGCAUUUACCAUAUAAAUUGCAGCAUUUAGAUUUUUUUACAGGAAUGAGAUAUCAAAAUUAACAAAAUUAAAGCGAUAUACGCUUAUCAAAUCUGAAGGAAACGAACUAAAUGGAUAUGUCAAGGGUGGUAAUCUCAAGCAAACAACACGAAUACAAAGAAAUCAAAGAGAUUAUGAAUAUAUGAAAUAUUUUAUUUUAAAUGUUGCACUUUUAUGUUAUUUAUAUAUUUUCGUUUAUGUAUACAAUGAUUUUAUUUGUUAUUAUUAAGCCGAACCUAAACUACAGUCUUAAAAAGUAUAAACAAGAUAUGCAAAUGAAAAUUUAUUAAAAAGACUGAUACUUCACGAGAUACAAUCUCCAUAGAUCCAAAGAAACUAAAUAUAAAAUCAAUAAAUUUAUAUAAUAAAUUUAUAUAGAAUCGAAUUGAAAUGACAAUGAAAUGCCUAAGAGACUUUAAUUUCCUAGUUGAAAAUAAAUAUAAAUAUUAAACUAACCAUUUUGCCACAAGAAAAAUGACUUAAAACAAAGUCACAUCAUCCCAGAAAAAUGGAAUACAAACGAAAAAUAUUACAAAAUAUCAGAAAAUUAACCAAUGAGCAAAAGGCAAUAUGUAAUGAGAAUCAGACAAAGAAACUAAUUUUUAAAAGUCAUACAAUUUUUAAUUUGCAAGUCUAGACAUUUUAUGAAUAAUAACUGCAUUAUUUCACGUUUUUCUGUCCAUUUGAUUUAGAAUAUUCUGUUAUUUGUUUAAUUUUUUAUUAAUUUAAAUAAAACCUUUAAGAAUGGCAAAAUAAUUUAAUAAAAACAUGCAAUUAAAUGGUAACUUUUAACUUUUUCAGCAAAAGCAAAAAAAUUGAAAAUCAAAAAACCCAAUGGAGCGAAAAUAUCUGCGUACUAUGGAACCCAUUAACCAUUCUCAUACGAAAUUAUAUUUCAAGGAUACGAAUAAAAUUCGGAAAUAUUUUUCAAAGAUUACGCAAAUGACGUACAACAAAAUGCAAUAGCGUCAAUAAUCCAUUUAGUAAAAUUGACUUUAUUAGAAUGUUUUAACGUAUAAGAAACCGUCAACAGUAAUAAAUUAAAAUGU
This is a messenger RNA of Drosophila melanogaster (fruit fly), 4498 nucleotides long. RefSeq lists its product as uncharacterized. The record is from RefSeq and is marked reviewed. The transcript has 6 exons. Lineage: Eukaryota; Metazoa; Arthropoda; Insecta; Diptera; Drosophilidae. The coding region runs from base 318 to 1682 and encodes 454 amino acids.